GCUUGCUUUCGCCCCGACCCACUGACUGGCUGCCUGCUUGGCUUUUCCGAGGGAAAGAUCCCGCUCAAAUAUUCAUGGGCACCGAGUGUGGUAGCUGCGCGUUUCCUCGAGCAGCACUCCCGGAGAUAGACGCGCACACACAUUCACGUCAGGCCUCGGCGGAAGGGGCGAGGAUUUUGCACUGAGCAGAAAAAGGAGCGGAGUUGAGAUGGCGUCGAAGCACAAGGGCCGCCUCUGGCUGCGGGGCUGAAUCUGAUGGGCCAUGGCUGGCCGACCAAUUCAUCACCCCCUCACCGCGCCUUCGGCAUUUAUCAUUCCUCGCCCUCAAACGCAGGUCGGAACCGCAACCCUUGGUACUGGCCUGGAGGAAUGUUGUGGUGCCGAAGCCGGGUUUGCGCUCUCAGCCUAAUUCUCGGAGCAUACUUGGCGGGGGUGCUGCUCCUCUCUUCCAUAUCCCUUGAUGUCGACCCACGCCGAUAUCAUUUCUAUAAGGCUGUAAUCAACCCCGAGGAGUCAGCAAAAGUGCCGCAGGCCGUCGUGAGCCACCACGAUGUGGCGGCCAGCAUCAGGAGCGUGGCGGCCGCCUCGUCCAGACGCUCCAAGCUGCGCUGGUGCCAGCAACUGCACUUUCUGGCCAACCCUGGACCAGUUACCGCCCUGGUUUCCUUCCCAGGCAGUGGGAAUACGUGGGUCAGAUACCUCAUCCAACAAGCCACAGGUGUUUACACCGGGAGCGUUUACAAGGACUACGGUCUGCUGAAAAAUGGGUUUCCUGCCGAAUCUGUACUGAAUGGCUCAGUGGUGGCGGUCAAGACUCAUGAAAUCGGAGAAGCGGCUCGGAUUCCAUUUACAAAGGCCGUCCUGCUUGUCAGAUCACCAGGCCAGGCAAUCCAGGCCGAGUUCAACCGUCAGAGUGGUGGGCACAUUGGAUUUGCUGCUCCAGACAGAUACAGGAGAAACAGGGGAAAAUAUUGGAGAGAUUUUGUGACUGACAAGUUGUCCAUGUGGUCCAACACAUACAACGACUGGCUGAAGAACUUUCCUGGCCCGAAGCACGUCCUCUUCUACGAGAAACUGGUCUCGGACGUCGAGCGCGAGCUGCGUGCCUUGCUGACCUUCCUCGAGGUGCGGGUGUUGGAGGAGAACCUGACGUGCGCCCUGGAGCGACGUGAGGGCAUCUACCGGCGGCGUCGGCGGCCCCUGCCGUUCGACCCGUUCUCGGCGGCCAUGAAGGAAGCGCUGCGUGCCGAACAGACCCAAGUGUACUCCGCUCUGGCGGCGGUAUCCAACUCGACGGCGCCGCCCAUCACCUGAAUUGUGAUCGCUACAGCUCAAUUUCCGCAACAUCAUGUGCAUCAUCCCCUCGCUGAAACAUGACACUCAUUUGUAUGCAGAAUGCAAAAAUAACGCUGUUUCAUUGGCUGUUCUCCGCUGACCAAGGAGCCCAGGAGCAGGAUUACUUGCUUCCUACGGGCUGGUGAUUUUGAGUUGGAUUCAAACUCUCCGUUUGACGAAUCUCACAACAUGGAUUUUAUUUUCAAUAUAUAAUCUCGUCAUUUUUACAUGAUUGAUUGCUUCAAUUUCAUCAAGUCUCUUGAAACUCGAUAUUUUUCUACAAGAAAAGACACGUUUGUUCCAUUUUUCCUGGUGUCCCAGGGAAAUUGCGCCUCCCCUAGAGGACUAGAGCAACGUUUUUAUUGCUUCUCCUUCAACUUUAUGCGUAUGAGAGGAUAAGCCACAAGGGAGCUGGAAAUUUUAAAAUGCCAUCCUUGCUCCUCAAGAAACUUAAUACGACUCCGGGGCAGUUGGCAUUUCUGGGCAGUUUAUUUCAUUUCUUCUACACUUCGCACGCUCUUGCAGCCGAAUUUAUGACGUCGAGUGAAUUACAAAUUGAAAAUUGCUGCAUCUAGGCAAACAGAGAGGCUUUCCACCGUGGUCUCAUAGUGCACCUAACUUUUGAUGCUCUUAUUAUUCUUUCAUGGUGUGCUGGAGAGCAUAAAGGUUCUGUUCAACCAUGAGAGCCUCUUUUUACUCGCUCCUUUGUGGCGUCAGCUCCCUCUUUCUCCGCCUCAUUCUGUUUUUACUGCUUUUCUUUUCAACACCAGAAAACCAACUUAAGUCCAUGAGUUCGCACGGUUGACAAUGCAAAUGAAAAUUUGAACACAUUCCACCCCCACCUACGUUCUAAUAAUUUAUUUCGCACUUAACAAAGAGAAACAAAAUAAGAGAUUGUGUACAAUAAGUGUCAAAGAAAGAUAAAAGUUUUUAUAUAUGUAAACGACUCGUGUAAACUCUAAUAGUGAUGUCCUUCGUGUUCUUGUUUGUUGAAACCAGACAGUGCGCAGCUCAAACACUUUUGCUUAAUGCUUCAAAUCAGAAUAUCAGUCACUCACGUUUUCCACGACCGCACAACUGUGAUGAAAAGUUCACUCGUUAUUUGUUGAAGUAUUAUUUGUAACUAUACUUAUUUAUGUGUUUGUAUGGCGAGCAGGGCCCAAGAAAGUGUCUCGUUUAUACACAGCAGAUUCUCAAGUGGCAAUGCUCUCUCAAUUUUGUGUUUUCCGCCCGUCCACUUUACUUUACGGAAUCUCAAGAGAGCGAGCCUUCCAAAUCAAUAAAAAGAGCUGAGAACGGGCGGGAGAGGUCAUUUUCGACCGGCAUUUACGGCGCCGCACUUGAAAUAACCAUAAAAGAGAUGAUACCUAAGCCGUGUUCAAAUUGGCAUUGAAGCAGACAUCCUAUGGAAAAGAUUGCUGAUUGGUCAGAAAUAAAUUGAUAUCGCA
This is a messenger RNA of Cloeon dipterum, 2783 nucleotides long. RefSeq names its product WSCD family member AAEL009094-like. Bases 256 to 1314 code for a protein of 352 amino acids. NCBI's taxonomy places the organism in Eukaryota, Metazoa, Arthropoda, Insecta, Ephemeroptera, Baetidae. The record is from RefSeq and is a predicted model, not a curated record. The transcript is spliced from 6 exons.